AUGGAGACGGCUGCCGCCCCCGCCAUGACAGACCCCGUCGCGUCCGGGCCCUCGGUCACCCUGCCCGUGCACAACGGCACCAUACCUGCCGACGACCCGGCCGGCGAAGUGGUGGCCUCGAUUGCCCAGGCCCAGGCCAUCAGCCCAGAUGAGAUUGCACUCUACGACAGGCAGAUUCGCCUCUGGGGCGUCCAAGCUCAGGAAAGGCUCCGCUCUGCAAACGUGCUUCUCAUCACGGUCAAGGCCCUUGCCAACGAAGUCGCAAAGAACCUCGUCCUCGCCGGCAUCAAGUCCCUCACCAUCUUGGACCAUGAGGCCGUCACUGAAGAUGAUCUCGGCUCCCAGUUCUUCAUUUCUGAGGCCGACGUAGGCCAGAACCGCGCCGCAGCUGCUGCCCCGCAGAUUCAGAAGCUCAACCCCCGUGUUGACAUUAUCGUGGACACCUCCGACAUCAGCACCAAAGUGCCCGAAUUCUACCAGCCUUUCGACCUUGUGAUCGCGACCGACCUGGACUUUACCACGCUUUCCACCGUCGACGCUUCGACCAGGUUGGCGCAAAAGCCCUUCUACGCUGCCGGCACCCAAGGCAUGUAUGGUUACAUCUUCGCAGACCUCAUCCAGCACGAGUAUGUCAUUGAGCGCGAGAAGUCCAACGUCGCCACAGCCCUCAGGCAGGAAUCUGCAACACGCUCCCUCAUCGCCUUUUCAGACAAGGGCGUUGAGAACGGGAAGCGCGUGGAACUCGUCACCAAGCGCGAGAUGUAUUCUCCUCUCCUUCUUGCGAACACAUCUCCUCUCCCACCGGAGUACCAGGGCAACCGUCGCAAGCUCCGACAGGUCACGCCGCUCCUCACGUGUUUCCGUGCGCUGUGGGAGUUCCAGAAGGUCAAUGGAAGGAGUCCCUCGCACAUACCCGCCGAUCUGCAGCUCUUCACGACUCAAGCGACCGAGAAGCACAAGGAGCUGCAGCUGCCAAUCGAGACGCUGACCAGCGAGUUCCUGCGCAAGUUCCUACAGGAUCUUGGUAGCGAGCUGGCGCCGGUCACAGCCUUCAUCGGUGGCCAGCUGGCCCAGGAUUCCAUCAACGUCAUCGGCCGGCGGGAGCAGCCCAUCCAAAACCUGAUGCUCUUUGAUGGCGACGAGUCCAAGGCGCCGGUCUAUGCCAUGCACCCCAUAUUCACCACGUGA
Molecule: messenger RNA, 1188 nt
Organism: Diplodia corticola
Lineage: Eukaryota; Fungi; Ascomycota; Dothideomycetes; Botryosphaeriales; Botryosphaeriaceae
Product: sumo activating enzyme
Exons: 4
Coding region: 1-1188 (395 amino acids)
Biological process (GO): protein sumoylation
Cellular component (GO): cytoplasm; SUMO activating enzyme complex
Molecular function (GO): SUMO activating enzyme activity
Source: RefSeq, a predicted model, not a curated record